CCAGAUCGGGGCAAAAGAAUAGGCAAUGAUUUCAGGUUAGGAUCCAGUGUCCAGUUCACCUGCAGUGAAGGCUAUGACUUACAAGGCUCCAAAAGCAUCACCUGUAAGAAGCUGAGUGGUAUGAUAGCUGCCUGGAGUGACCAGAGACCUGUGUGUCGAGCUAGAAUGUGUGAUACGUACCUCCGAGGGCCCAGUGGUGUUAUCACAUCUCCUAAUUAUCCUGUCCAGUAUGAUAACAAUGCAUACUGUGUGUGGGUGAUCACAGCUGUCAAUCCAGCCAAGGUAAUCAAACUCAAUUUCGAAGAAUUUGACUUGGAGAGAGGAUAUGAUACAUUAACUGUGGGGGAUGGAGGCCAGGUUGGAGACCAGAAAAGUGUGCUUUAUGUUUUAACAGGUACAACUGUCCCUGAUCUGAUUGUCAGCACUCAACAUCAGAUGUGGCUCCUUUUCCAAACUGAUAGUGUGAAGAAUCUACUAGGGUUCAAAGCAACCUAUGAAGAAAUUGACCAGGGAAGCUGUGGAGAUCCCGGAAUGCUGGCAUAUGGCAAGAGAGAAGGGUCAACAUUUCGCCACGGAGACUCAUUGACCUUUGACUGCCAGCCUGCAUUUGAACUGAAGGGGCAGACCAGCAUUACUUGCCUGGGCGGUAGACGGCGUGUGUGGAGUUCGCCACUGCCAAGGUGUGUUGCGGAAUGUGGUUCUUCUGUAACCGGGACUCAAGGCGUUCUCUUAUCUCCAAAUUAUCCCCUAAACUACAACCACCACCAUGAAUGUAUCUACUCCAUCCAGACACAGCCAGGAAAAGGAAUUCAGCUUAAAGCCAGAGCCUUCAGCUUGGAAGCUGGAGAUGUCCUCAAGAUUUAUGAUGGCAACAAUAACUCGGCUCGCCUGCUGGGUUCCUUCAGCCAUGCAGAGAUGUUGGGUCUUAAUGUCAACAGCACUUCCAGCUCGAUGUGGCUUGAAUUCAUCACAGAUGGAAAUGGCACAAAUCAAGGUUUUGAGUUGCAGUUUUCUAGUUUUGAUUUAAUCAAAUGUGAGAACCCUGGUAUCCCGCAAUUUGGCUACAAAGUCCACGAUGAGGGACAUUUUGCAGGGAGCUCCGUCUCUUUCAGUUGUGAUCCUGGCUACACAUUACGCGGAAGCCGUGGGCUUACUUGCUUGACUGGAGAGCGAAGAUCCUGGGACCAGCCUCUCCCCACCUGCGUAGCAUUCAUACUGAUGGUUUUCCCAAUAACCUUCAGGCUAAUGAAUUGA
This is a messenger RNA of Thamnophis sirtalis, 1254 nucleotides long. The record is from RefSeq and is a predicted model, not a curated record. NCBI's taxonomy places the organism in Eukaryota, Metazoa, Chordata, Lepidosauria, Squamata, Natricidae.